CAUACAGAAGCUCUCUUACCGUUAAAUAAACACACUGGCGAAAUCACUGUGAAAUAGCAGAGGAAGCCUGUUCUUCAAAACACCCCCGGUAGCCUAGCAGUUACCCUGAGCAGCGGCAGGAAGAGACUCUUCACCCUGUGUGUAUGAGUGUGUGUGUGUGUGUGUGUGUCCACAGCAGAGCGAGGGCAUGGUCUGCAGCCACAGUCUCCAUGCAGGCCCCGGUGUGUCUGGUUGAUAACGGGCCUGAUGGGCACAUGCGUGUCCAGCAGGAGGCGCUGCAGAUCCUGGAGCAGAUCCAGCAGCCGGUGGUGGUGGUGGUCGUGGUGGGGCUCUACCGCACGGGCAAGUCCUACCUCAUGAACCGGCUGGCCGGCAAACACACAGGGUUUGCCCUGGGCAGCACCAUCGAGUCCAAAACCAAAGGAAUCUGGAUGUGGUGUGUACCUCACCCCUCUAAACCAGGACACACUCUGGUGCUGCUAGACACAGAAGGACUGGGAGAUGUUGAGAAGGGCGAUGAGAGACAUGACACGUGGAUCUUCUGUCUAGCUGUUCUACUCAGCAGCUCUCUGGUCUACAACAGUACGGGCACCAUCGACAACACUGCCCUGGAGAAACUGCAGUACGUGACAGAACUGACAGAGCACAUCAAGGUGAAGUCCAGCGGUUAUGACCAGACCACGGAGCUGAUGCGUGUGUCCUUUGUGUGGACAGUCAGAGACUUCACUCUGGACCUGAUCCUGAACGGCACACCCAUCACUGCUGACCAGUACCUGGAGAACGCCCUGAAGCUCAAACCAGGCCACUCUGCUGAGAUCUUGAGACACAACCAGGUGCGUCAGGGCCUGAAGGAUUUCUUUGCUGAGCGGCGCUGCUUCGCGUUCAAGCCUCCGGCCAGCACCAAGAAUAUGCGGCGCCUGGAGGAGCUGACAGAUGCAGACCUGGAAAGCGACUUUGUGGAGGUGGCCAAGCAGUUCUGCAGCCACAUCUUCAGCAGCGCCAAGCCGAAAACCAUGAGAGGAGGCCUAGGUGUCACCGGCAGGAUGCUGGGCAGCCUGGCAGAGACGUAUGUGAAGGCGAUCCGCAGUGGGCAGGUGCCCUGUCUGGACAGCGCUGUGGAGUCGCUGGCGCUGAUCCAGAACGGGCGGGCCGUGACCGAGGCGCUGGAGUUCUACGAGAAAGAGAUGGAGCGCUGGGUGCGCUUACCCACCGAGACACAGGAGGCGCUGUCUGAGAUUCACGCUGCUGCAGAGAAACAGGCCGUCAGCAUCUUCAUCAGCGGAUCCUUCAACGACCAGGAACACAAGCACCAGCUCGAGCUCAUGAGGAGCAUGCAGGAGCGAUACAAGGACUGGUGUGGGCGUAACGUGCAGGAGUCGAGGCGUGUGUGUGAGCGUCUGCUGCUGCGUUUGUGUGCGCGGCUGGAUCGGAUCCUGAGAGAAGGAGCCCUCAUGCGUCCCGGCGGAUACAGAGCGUUCAGCGUCGCCCUGCAGGAAGUAACGAAGAUCUACAGGACAGAGAAAUGCAAAGGCCUCAUGAGUGAGGAGGUCCUGAGAAAGUGUCUGAGGGAGAAGGAGGUGUCGGGGAAGAUUAUUCUACAGGCUGAUCGCCUCAUCUCUGCAGCGCAGAAGGACAUAAAAGAGGGCAGGAGGAGGGCUGAGGAGGAGGCGCGUCGCGUGCGAUCUCAGGAGGAGGAGCGGCAGAGGCAGAAGCAGCACCAGCGCGAUGAGGAGCGCAGCUUCCGGCAGAACUUGGAGCAGCUGGAGGAGAAGAUGGAGCGGGAACGCCGCCGAGCCCAGGAGGAGAGGGAGCGUGUCAUCAACGCCAAACUACAGGUGAGGAAACGCGUCAUCAACGCCAAACUACAGGUGAGGAAACGCGUCAUCAACGUCAAACUACAGGUGAGAAAACGCGUCAUCAACGCCAAACUACAGGUGAGAAAACGCGUCAUCAACGCCAAACUACAGGAGCAGAGGGAGCUACUGGAGCAGGGCUAUAAGGAGCGGGCGGAGUCUCUAGGGAAGGAGGCGGCGGCUCUGCACGAGGAGGCGGAACGUGAGGCGCCGCGGGGUCAGCAACUCUUCAGCAGCAUCAUAAACACGCUGGGCACGGCAGCUUUGGUCUUCAUGCCGGGGAUCGGCAAAGUGCUCGGAGUGGGACUCAUCGCUCUAUCACACCUCGUCUGACUGGACAAUUGGACACACACACAUGCACACACACACUCAUGCACACACACACACAUACACGCACAGAGAGACACACACACACACACAGUCUCAUACACACACACACAGAGAGAGACGAGGAGAUAACGGAUCUACACUCCAUUUAUGGUUGUGUUACGGUAUACUUUAUUUGAUUAAAAAGAUGAUUUUCUCCUCUUCUGGCGUAUUGUGACGGCAGUCAACCUAAGACUUAUUUGCUGGUUACAGUAACUAGGUCAAUGGAUUUUACCAUGUCUUUCUCGAUACUUUGUACAAAAUCUAAGCAAGAAAAGGCCAAACAAAUAAGAUUACUAAUUUGGCACGACAGUCUAUGGGGUUUGCUAUUCUGAGUACCGUUUCGGUCAUACAGUCUUGUUUCGGUGGUGAGCGACGCAGACACAGCCGACACCGAGCGUUAUGGCGGUGAAAUGCACCGCGAUGCAAAGCAACCCGACGCAGACCCAUGAAAUAGUCACAACGCCGUAGGAGUGCCGGCGUAGCUACGCCGUGGAGUUGACGCAGAAGCACGUUGAGCCCUUUAGUUUAUGGCUGUCCAUGUGAGCACAAUAACUUAAUUUUGUACAUUUUACCGUGGAAAAACCGAAUAUGCAACUUUCUGGACCCGGUCCGGGUAAAUCCGGAUGGGACUCAACGGAUGUACAGAGAUCUGCUGCCAAACACCUCCCUACUACAAAGUGAGGUCUUUUCAAAUUACAAGUCUCACUGCACCUUCAAAGCUUUAGUAGUUUUACCCGGUGUAUUGUAUGUGACUACCCUGCUUGUGUAUCGUGCUUGUUUUAUUGACUUCCCUUGUGUUUGCUAUGUAAUGGUGUCUUGGUUUAUGUGUUUGGCUGAUUCCCGCUUCCGCAUUAAACCUUUGAUUGGACAA
This is a messenger RNA of Alosa sapidissima (American shad), 3093 nucleotides long. RefSeq names its product guanylate-binding protein 1-like. The record is from RefSeq and is a predicted model, not a curated record. The transcript has 12 exons. Bases 144 to 2186 code for a protein of 680 amino acids. Gene Ontology annotation, molecular function: GTPase activity; GTP binding. Lineage: Eukaryota; Metazoa; Chordata; Actinopteri; Clupeiformes; Clupeidae.